Molecule: messenger RNA, 1149 nt
Organism: Owenia fusiformis
Lineage: Eukaryota; Metazoa; Annelida; Polychaeta; Sabellida; Oweniidae
Source: the annotation of a GenBank genome assembly
CUAAGAACAAGUCUACCCAGUAUAAUAGGAAACACAAGCUCUUAAUACCGCUACAGAGGAUUGUAACUGGAAAAUGAAUAACGAUAGUUUGAUUCCUAUUCCUACAUAUACGAGAGAUGUCUCGAUCUUGGCGUCAGUGCUAUGGACACUGCUUUUCGUGAUAGGGGCGAUGAUGAACGGACUGAUGAUAGUCGUGAUUCUAAAGAAUAGGAAACUGCAGACUGCGCCAAAUUGGCUAGUUUUCUCAAUGUCGGUCACGGAUUUCGUCAGUUUGGUGUUCAUACGGCCGAUUGGGAGCAUGGCGGUAUAUAUGCAUGGUUGGCACUUUGGUCUCCAGAGUUGUCGCGUCAUAGCCUUCUUUAACUCAUUUAUUUUUUCGCUCAUGCUUGCCAAUCUUUGCUUCAUGGCUAUAAACAGAUAUGUGUUGAUUGCACAUACUGCGAUUUAUCCGAAGAUAUUCAGCAAAAUAGGAACAUUAUUCGUAGUGACUCCGUUUAUUUUAUUCCUAACGAUCAACCUACUUCUGCCGUUUAUGGGUGUAUGGGGCGAGUACGGGUACGUUGCAGAGGUAAACUCAUGUGGUCUUGUGGUCGACACGCCAUCGAGAUCCUUAUUCAGUAUGUAUGCAAUGGCAGUGGGAUUCGGCAUUCCAUUGGUGAUCAUGCUUUACUGUUAUAUCAGGAUUUUUCUUCUCGUACGUGCACAGAAGAAGAAGAUAUCGAGCCAUAACUCAAAAGUAGCAAGAGGUGAACAAAAACUGAACAACGCUGAUGUAAAACUUGCUAAGGUUAUGGCGUCCAUAUUCUGCCUGUAUAUCGUGUGUAUUCUACCUCGUCUAAGUCUCAGUUGGAUUGACAAACAUAAUCGUUGGCCCAUGGCCCAGACACUGGCAGGGACAGCUUUGAUAGCAUAUAGUGUACUAAAUAACAUAGUGUUCAUUGCACAAAACCAACAGAUUCGACUUGCGUGCUUCAAAUUGCUGCAUAUAAAAAUAAACCAAGUCACAAUGGAGCAAAGUUCUGCGAGUGGCGGAGUAAGUCAGACUAAAACUAUGACAGUAGUGGGACAUAUGUAAAAAAUAUUGUUCAUGUGUUUGGCUAAUAUUGCUAAGUCUUACAUAUAUGGAGAAAUAAAUACAAUAUGCAUUAA